AUGUCGGCUGGCCUCGGCUCCUCGCCACAACCAGCACUCAGCAAAGGAUGCCUGCGGUUGUGGCAGUGUCUGCCCCAGAGGGCAUCUGCCAGUCCUAAAGUAGAUUAUUGCCUGGACAGAUUAUGUGAGACCUGCUUUUCACACAGAACAUGGUUUAACAGCUGUGAGAAAGUCAUGACAGAUGGGUUGGGGCAAGAUGAUACUCAGAAGUUAUAUUGCCAGUGCCUGGCCAGCAUCACCACGACGGAUGCCUUCUUGUGUACCUGGAAGCUCUCGGACAGCGAGAAUUUUGAUGACUACAUGAAGUCUAUCGGGGUGCUUUUUGCUACCAGGCAGGCAGCUAGCAUGAUGAACCCUACCACAAUCAUCAAAAAGAAUGGGAACAUUAUCACCUUAAAAACACAGAGCACAUUCAAGAACACAGAGAUUAGCUUUAAGCUGGGGGUGGAGUUUGAUGAGACAACAGCAGAUGACAAUAAGAUCAAGUCCAUUGUGACACUGGAUGGAGGCAAACUUGUUCACCUGCAGAAGUGGGACGGGCAAGAGAGGACACUUGUGUGGGAGCUAAGUGAUGGGAAACUCAUCCUGAUACUCACCCAGGGCACUGAGGUUCACAUUUGCACUUAUGAGAAAGAGGUAUCACCUGCCUGUGCUGUUGCUGACCACUCCUCUGCUACCGUCUGA
Saimiri boliviensis boliviensis (Bolivian squirrel monkey) is the source of this 684-nucleotide messenger RNA. Lineage: Eukaryota; Metazoa; Chordata; Mammalia; Primates; Cebidae. The record is from RefSeq and is a predicted model, not a curated record.